GCGAGAGAGCGAGAGCGAGAGAGAGCGAGUGUAGCGGGCAUUAGCGGCGGGCCGGCCGGCCGGCGGGGCCAUGUAACUGGGGCCGGAGCGGAGAGGAGCGGAGUCGGGUCGGGUCGGGCAUUAGCGGCGGCCGGACAUGGCGCAGUCUCCUGUGGCCGUGACCGUCCCGGGAAUGCAGAAUUACCGAGCAGAUCCUGAGGGACUCUUCACCAAGCUGGAGCGGAUCGGAAAGGGGUCAUUCGGUGAAGUCUUCAAAGGAAUUGACAAUCGGACUCAACAAGUGGUGGCCAUCAAGAUCAUUGACCUUGAGGAAGCCGAGGAUGAGAUUGAGGACAUCCAGCAGGAGAUCACGGUCCUCAGUCAAUGCGACAGCCCUUACGUAACCAAGUAUUACGGAUCAUAUUUAAAGGGGACAAAGUUGUGGAUCAUCAUGGAAUAUCUGGGAGGAGGCUCGGCACUGGAUCUGCUCCGAGCCGGCCCCUUUGACGAGUUCCAGAUCGCCACCAUGCUGAAGGAGAUCCUGAAGGGCCUGGACUACCUGCACUCCGAGAAGAAGAUCCACAGAGAUAUCAAAGCGGCCAAUGUCCUGCUGUCGGAGCAGGGUGAGGUGAAGCUGGCGGACUUUGGUGUGGCGGGGCAGCUGACGGACACACAGAUCAAACGGGACACGUUCGUGGGCACGCCGUUCUGGAUGGCCCCUGAGGUCAUCCAGCAGUCUGCCUACGACUCCAAGGCUGACAUCUGGUCUCUGGGCAUCACGGCCAUCGAGCUGGCCAAGGGGGAGCCCCCCAACUCGGACAUGCACCCGAUGAGGGUCCUCUUCCUCAUUCCCAAGAACAACCCGCCCACGCUGGGGGGAGAGUUCAGCAAAUCAUUCAAGGAGUUUAUCGACGCGUGUCUGAACAAGGACCCCUCCUUCCGGCCCACAGCCAGGGAGCUGCUCAAACACAAGUUCAUCCUGAAGAACUGCAAGAAGACGUCAUAUCUAACGGAGCUGAUCGAUGGAUACAAGCGGUGGAAGGCCGAGGGUCACAGCGACGAUGACUCCAGUUCAGACGAGUCCGACUCCAGCAGCAGCAGUGACAAGGAGAACAGAGGGGCCAAGCCCAUCGAGUGGUCAUUCACCACCGUCAGGAAGAAACCUAACGCCAAGAAGCUGCAGAACGACACGGACGAGGAGGACAAGAAGAUAUCGGUCUGUCUGUCCACGGUGAUGGCUCCGCUCUUUGCCCAGCUGAAGGAGCAGGAUGGAGACAAUGUGGAGAAGGCAGCAGUGAUUGAUGCGCUGGAGACCAGCCUGGUGCGGGCGGAGUCUGGCUACCCCGGCAUCACCGAGAAGAUGAUCCAGAAAAUCCUAGAGAGGUUCCAAAGGUUUUCUGCCACUGAAGCUUGUUAGAGGACCAGUCCCGCCCACCUGACACUCCCGUAGGUCCCAGCACACCCAACGCUGUACACACCUCCUCGCACACCCCUGCCGCCCACUCUCAAGGGGGGAGGGGGGGGGUCUGUAGACCAGACCUCCUCAUUUCCCUCCCUCCCACUUUCCCCACUCACUCUUCCCCCUUCCACCGACCGAUGGAAGCACCGCACCGCGUGGAGCUCGGAGGCUGAGUGAGGGGCCGCUGAAUGGAUUACCCUGCAUCUGGCGGGGCUGAGGAUUCACCUUUGCUGCACCACUCUGCUGACGUAUGAUGGAUAUUGGCGGGCACAGCCCCCACCACAGCUGUCACUGUCGUUGAUGGAAAAGUAUAAGAUGGUCACGUUGACGAAAUCUCCAGUCAACACCACACCAUGACUGGAUCUAAGGAAGCAACAAACUCCUUGGGUUUGAGAUGCCGCAGUGCAGAUUGGAGACGGGACGGGGGGGGGGGGGGGGGGGGGGGGGGGAACGUUACGCCUGGUGUCUGUAGUCCAGCUGUUCCGUUGCAUCUGGAUGCGGCUGGACGAUGGGGUUGAUGGUAGAAACAAGGAACUGCAGGUGCUGGAUUCUAGCAAGGAUAAGACACAGAGUGCUGGAGUAACUCAGCGGGUCAGGCAGCAUCUGUGGCGAAUAUGGAUAGGUGACGUUUUGGGUCGGGAUCAUCUAAUAAAGAAGGUUUAUACGUCUGAAACGUCACCUAUCCAUGUUCUCCACAGAUGCUGCCUGACCCGCUGAGUUAUGGUGCAGCAGCAUCUAUGGAUGUAAGGAAAUAGGCAACGUUUCGGGCCGAAAUCCUUCUGGAAAUAGGCAACGUUUCGGGCCGAAACCCUUACGGGUUUCGGCCCAAAACGUUGCCUAUUUCCUUAGCACCAUAGAUGC
Molecule: messenger RNA, 2299 nt
Organism: Leucoraja erinaceus (little skate)
Lineage: Eukaryota; Metazoa; Chordata; Chondrichthyes; Rajiformes; Rajidae
Gene: stk26
Product: serine/threonine protein kinase 26
Exons: 11
Coding region: 137-1396 (419 amino acids)
Biological process (GO): protein phosphorylation
Molecular function (GO): ATP binding; protein kinase activity
Source: RefSeq, a predicted model, not a curated record